Thunnus maccoyii (southern bluefin tuna) is the source of this 3413-nucleotide messenger RNA. It is a transcript of the gene ccdc187, whose product is annotated as coiled-coil domain containing 187. The record is from RefSeq and is a predicted model, not a curated record. Bases 521 to 2974 code for a protein of 817 amino acids. The transcript has 13 exons. Lineage: Eukaryota; Metazoa; Chordata; Actinopteri; Scombriformes; Scombridae.
CGAAUAAACCAUUAAGCAAUCAUCGUGACUAAACUUUGGCAGAGGUAAGUCUGAGCUUGAAGGAGCACUGAAGGCAGCAGCCGUUAACCGCCCCCACUGCUGCCGAACAGGAGCUGUGAAGAAGCAGCCGGAGAGCGACAGACUGUGGGCUAAAGUUUGUCCGCCCUGGCUUCCCAUCACAGGUCGACGGGGCUUUGUUUCAUUGAUGAACAACAACCGUCGGGGUCGCUCUAAAAAUUCACAGCACAGUACAGGCGUUAGAAACCGUCAAGCACGUUCCUGACCUUUUGGGUAAUUUGUGGAGACAGCAAAAAGAGAGGAAGGGAGAGUGGAGGGAGAGGGAAAGUGCGACUCAGCAGCGGACGACUCCAAAGUUGACACCUCGCUGUCAUGUUUGGUACUUGUUGAAUAGGCUGUUGUGUGCAUACACAACACUGGAUAACUGAGCCUGUGUGGGCAGCGUGCUGUGGGAACAGGGUCUUCAGUAUCACCAUGAGGCAGUGACAGCACUGGGACAGUGAUGGCAGAGCUGGAGAUUGACCAGUCCAACCUUCCACGUGUCCAGGAAGUGUGCCAGUGUUUUGCUGUGCUGGAGGAUGGAGCGUUGGCACACCAUCUGCAGGAGCAGGAGAUUGAGCAAUUCUAUACCACCAACAUCCAGAAGAACCAGCUGGUGCAGAAUGACAUCCGUAUAGCCAAGAGGAUGCAGGAUGAGGAAGAGGAGGAACAGGCCCAGCAGAGUGCCCUCCUCAGACAGGCCUCCAGACAACUUGAGGAGCAGGACUUUGAGUUUGCCCGUGUAAUUCAGGAGGAGAUCCAGCGUUGUGCUGAGGAAGCCCAAAGGAGGGAGAGGGACGAUGAGGAAAUUGCUAAACAAAUGCAGGAAGAGGAGGAGCAGAGGACCAGAAGGAGGAGCAGAGGCCAGGAGGGUCGUAGUGAAGGCAGCGCUAGCAGUCCUGCACCGCCAUCCCCAAACCAGCACACACUCAGCAGCCUUCAACAAGGAGAGGAGCAGUACUCAUCUACCGCCACCAGGUGGCAACGUUCUACCUCUCGCAACCAUUCAAACCAUUCAUCUGGGCCUCAGGCUGACUCCCCAAGAGGGGUUGCAGCUCAGAAAAACACAACUUCAUGGUCAAAUGAAGGACACACAUAUUCCAUUAGGCAAAUCAGGAGUGAAUUAACAGAGUCUUUGAGUGAGGAUUCAGAGGACUUGGACACAGUUUUCUCUGAACAGCUCUCUGUCAGGUCCCAGAGACUGAAUAAAAAACACAACACGGCACCUCCUCGACGGCGAGCAUCUUUACAUCAGCCACAAGAGAGAAACUACAGAAGUCUUUGCACUCACAGCAGCUUCACAGAGGAGCAUCGAGACCGGGAGGAGGAGAGGGGAGAGUGGGAUGAGGACUAUUAUGAAAAUGGUUACCUAGAGAAGAGGAGGCCUAGGGAUCGGAAGCAGGAAAGGAAUCAUAGAGAGGAGUAUGAGGGCUGGUACAGGAGCAGCGAUCAGGAUAGAGACUCUAGGUUAUUAGAGGUAAGAGAAAGGCGAUGUAGUCGCAGUGAAUCUGUUAGGCUACCUGACAGGAGUAGACACAGCAGCAGAGACUUAGCAAGGACCUGGACUUAUAAGGACAACCCUGACAAACAUGUUCGCUUUCAGGACAAUACCCUGAGCUCUAACAGGCACCAGGGUGAAAGCAGCCAAGUUUGGGAGAUGCUAGGCCAGGUCCUCAGAGAGAGGGGUGUGCCAGUGAGGUUUGGCGGCAAUGGGGCACCACUGCAAAUAAGGCCUCAAAGCAGAGACAGCCAAGCACUUCACGGGAGUGAGGUCUCCCACGGCGAUUCCCAACCACAUCAGAGAGUCUUCCAGAGAGCUGCCACCACCAGGCACAGUUUCCAUGGAGAUAUUAGGGAGAGGAGGAGAUUGUCAUACCGAGAGAACAGUUUGAGAGAUCAUAGAGAAGACCGAGACAGGCAGCGAGAUGAUAAGGGUCAUGAUGAAGAGGUUUAUGAAAUUAGUAGUAGAAACUCAUAUCUGACUCACAGAGAAAGGGGAGGCAGUAGGAGGUGGGAAGAGCACAGGUAUACUAAUGAUGACGAGAGGGAGAGGAAUGCAAAUGAUUGCAGGGUCAAGAGGACAACAAGCGAAUGCAGGCAUUGGCACAUGGCCAUAGAAGAAAGGUUAAGCUCAGAGGAGGAGCAGGAGGUGGAGAGGAGAGUAGAGCGGCCCCAUCGCAGAGCCUCACAGCGUAGCCAAAGCCUCAGCAGCCGCAGGGAUUCAACCAGGGAUAGGUCAAGGCACCAGGCAGCAGGAGUGUCACCGCAGCCACAGCCAGGCGAGGCGAGCCUGAAUCUGGGGGAGCUGCAGCAGGUCCUACAGGAUGAAGAACUGGCCCGCAAGCUGCAGGAGGAAGAGGAAAAGGUUUUGAGGAGGAACUCCCAGCCCUCUCCACGUACUUCUUACCCCAAUGGAGACUUCAGAGUAGCACAAGUGGCGCAGGAUGAGGAAAUUGCACGUUUUAUGCAGAAGCAAGAAAUUAAGUCAAAGCGAAGAUCUCGUGAGUUAGAAGGGCCAGCAUCGUGGCGCGAGCACAGAGCGAUGAUCAAUCAUCAUGACAGAAGAGCUGCAAGAGAGAGACAGCGAGAGAGACUUGACUCAGAGGGCCUUCCUUCCCCGACUGAGGACUGCUUCCCAGAAAAUCAGCCACCCAGCCCGACCUCCACAAUACUACAAUCCCAGCAGAUCAGAAACAUUGCGGAGGAGCUGGAUCCGACCUUCCAGGCCAGGAGGCAAGGCACAGAGAACAUUCAAGUGGGACAAACAGGCCCAACCUGUCAGUCUCUUCCCAUGCCGCAUUCUGGCUUAAAUGACUUCCUAGAAGAGCCUACUUUCAUACCGCCCACAAAACGUCAAACGGAUAAAACGGGACGCACUAAACCCAAAGAGAAGAAGGAAAAUUGCAAGCAACAAUAAUCUUCAACACGGUGUCCUGUCAGAGUGCAGACAUAAACAUUUUAUAACACUAAAUAUCAGUUCAGCUACAGAGUUCUCAUAACUUAGUACUUACAGGUUGAAAAUGACAAGAAUUAAUGUCUUUCUGCCAGCCGCCCCUACUAGCACUUUAGACCAGUGGAACAAAGAGAAAAGAUAGAGAGAAGUUGCGUUUUAGAGUACUUCUUCAUCAGGUGAAUAAUUGCAACACUUUGGACUGAUGCCUUUAUUACUUUCAAAGGGAAUUCUGUGAUUUAUUGAAGUAUUGUUUGAAUUCUUCAGUGUUGAUGAGUGUUUAAUUUAAACAGUAUACCUUUUUAUUAUAUUUGUAACAUUUAUUUGUCUUUUAUUUAGUUAAGCAGUAUACUGUCAGCAUCCAAAAUGUCAUGUUUGUCCAUAUUUGUUUAAAAACCUGCCAGAA